Molecule: messenger RNA, 510 nt
Organism: Pestalotiopsis fici W106-1
Lineage: Eukaryota; Fungi; Ascomycota; Sordariomycetes; Amphisphaeriales; Sporocadaceae
Exons: 1
Coding region: 1-510 (169 amino acids)
Source: RefSeq, a predicted model, not a curated record
AUGGCCGUCACUUCAAAGACUUCAAUUGCUUCAAGAUCUGACACACGCGCCGUUGCACCUGCAGAGACUGGUGAAUCCGGAUAUACUCAAACACUCUAUAUACUCGUCUCCAAGGGAUUUCCACGGGACUCGGAGAGCUCGCGUAUGAUCGACUUUUGUAUCGUCACCAAUGACAGCAAGAAUACCAACACCGUCUACCGACUGGACGGACGCCGUGGACAAUACGGCUUAAAGGUGGUGCCGGGGUUUGGCAACCCUCGGUUACGACCACACUUUCUCCGCCAACUCCAUGUCGCUACACUACCUGUACGCUCACCCAACGACACCACACUCCAUGAACUCGUCAAAGGGAUCUCGAUCAGCAACGAGAAUCCAGAAUACACUCGCUGGAUGUGGAUUGAUAGUGUGCUCGGUGCCUUGUCCGCCGCCAGUUUGAUCAGCUCAGAUGAGGGAACUGGCAUCAUUGACGCGACCAUCGACUGCGUAUCAAGUGCGCCUUACCCUGAUUAA